Messenger RNA from Dovyalis caffra, 165 nucleotides. NCBI's taxonomy places the organism in Eukaryota, Viridiplantae, Streptophyta, Magnoliopsida, Malpighiales, Salicaceae. The record is from the annotation of a GenBank genome assembly.
AUGGCUUUGGGAGAUUCACGUGCCUCUCGUGUCACAGAUCCCAGAGCUGUGGUCCCACAAAACGAACACGUGGCAGAACAGCGAACGCCGAUAGUUCUCGAGCGUCGAGACGAUCAUCCCAACAGUUUCAAAUCAGGGCCGUCACUUUCCUCAAGGGUCAAUUGA